Molecule: messenger RNA, 5227 nt
Organism: Ochotona curzoniae (black-lipped pika)
Lineage: Eukaryota; Metazoa; Chordata; Mammalia; Lagomorpha; Ochotonidae
Gene: INSR
Product: insulin receptor
Exons: 21
Coding region: 403-4521 (1372 amino acids)
Biological process (GO): glucose homeostasis; positive regulation of MAPK cascade; positive regulation of phosphatidylinositol 3-kinase/protein kinase B signal transduction
Cellular component (GO): insulin receptor complex; membrane; axon
Molecular function (GO): ATP binding; insulin receptor substrate binding; insulin receptor activity
Source: RefSeq, a predicted model, not a curated record
GCCCGCCCCAGCGCCCCUCUGUCCCCUGGGCCGCCGGGGGCGCAGCUCGGAGCGCACGAAGCCCAGCGCCCGGGGAGGCCCGGGGUGCACCGCAACACAGCGCAGAGCCCCGGAGAAGUGGGGGUGCCCCCCCGAGAUCGCGGGCCGCAGUGACCAGGAGGCCGGCGCCGCCGCCUCCUCCACCACCUCCUCCUCCUCCUCUGGGCCUCACGGCCGUUGUCUGGGGAGUCCGUAGAGGCCGCGCGGUCUCCAGGGCCCUUCCCCGCGUGGGGAGCUUGCAGGGGCAGAGAAGGACGCGGGGCCGCCCCACCCCAGCCCCUCGCGAGUGGUCGCUCCGGAGCAUGACCCCUAAGGGCCGCUGCCGAGCGCUCUGAUCUUUGGGGACCCCGCGCUCCCGCAGCCAUGGGCGCUGGGGGUCGGCGGGGGGCGGCGGCCACGCCGCUGCUGGCUGCUGUGGCCGCUCUGCUGCUGGGCGCCGCGGGCCACCUGUACCCUGGAGAGGUGUGCCCCAGCAUGGACAUCCGGAACAACCUCACCAGGUUGCACGAGCUGGACAAUUGCUCCAUCAUUGAGGGCCACCUGCAGAUCCUGCUCAUGUUCAAGACGAGGCCCGAAGACUUCCGGGAUCUCAGCUUCCCCAAGCUUAUCAUGAUCACCGACUACUUGUUGCUCUUUCGGGUCUACGGGCUGGAGAGCCUCCGAGACCUGUUCCCCAACCUCACGGUCAUCCGCGGCUCCCGGCUCUUUUUCAACUACGCGCUGGUCAUCUUCGAGAUGGUGCAUCUCAAAGACGUGGGGCUGCCCAGCCUCAUGAAUAUCACGCGGGGUGCCGUGCGCAUCGAGAAAAACAACGAACUCUGCUACCUGUCCACCAUCGACUGGUCCCGCAUCCUGGACUCGGUGGAGGAUAACUACAUCAUGCUUAACAAGGAUGACAAAGAGGAAUGUGGGGACAUUUGUCCCGGCACUGCCAAGGGCAAGACCAACUGCCCUGCCACUGUCAUCAACGGACAGUUUGUCGAGCGUUGCUGGACGCACAGCCACUGCCAGAAAGUGUGCCCCACCGCCUGCAAGUCGCACGGCUGUACCGCCGAGGGCCUCUGCUGUCACAGCGAAUGCCUGGGCAACUGCUCCGAGCCCGACGACCCCACCAAGUGUACCGUGUGUCGUAACUUCUACCUGGAAGGCCGCUGCGUGGACACCUGCCCGCCGCCCUAUUACAGCUUCCAGGACUGGCGUUGUGUGACCUUCAGCUUCUGCCAGGAGCUGCACAACAGGUGCAGGAACUCGCGGAGGCAAGGCUGCCACCAGUACGUCAUCCACAACAACAGGUGCCUCCCCGAGUGCCCCUCGGGGUACACCAUGAACGCCAGCAACUUGAUGUGCACGCCGUGCCUGGGUCCCUGUCCCAAGGUGUGCCACCUGCUGGAAGGCGAGAAGACCAUCGACUCGGUGACAUCCGCCCAGGAGCUCCGCGGCUGCACCGUCAUCAACGGCAGUCUGAUUAUCAACAUCCGGGGUGGCAACAACCUGGCGGCUGAGCUAGAGGCCAACCUGGGCCUCAUUGAAGAGAUUUCGGGAUAUCUGAAAAUCCGCCGCUCCUACGCUUUGGUGUCGCUCGCCUUCUUCCGGAAGUUACGUCUGAUUCGCGGGGAGACCCUGGAAAUCGGAAACUACUCUUUCUAUGCCCUGGACAACCAGAACCUGAGACAGCUGUGGGACUGGAGCAAACACAACCUCACCAUCUCCCGGGGCAAGCUUUUCUUCCAUUACAACCCCAAGCUGUGCCUGUCGGAGAUCCACAGGAUGGAGGAAGUGUCUGGUACCAAGGGGCGCCAGGACAAGAAUGACAUCGCCCUGAAAACCAAUGGGGACCAGGCUUCCUGUGAAAACGAGUUACUUAAAUUUUCUUCCAUCCGGACAAGCUUUGACAAGAUCCUGCUGAGGUGGGAGCCGUACUGGCCCCCCGACUUCCGAGACCUGCUGGGGUUCAUGCUGUUUUACAAAGAGACCCCCUACCAGAACGUGACGGAGUUCGACGGGCAGGACGCGUGUGGCUCCAACAGCUGGACCGUCGUGGACAUUGAGCCACCCCUGAGAUCCAACGACCCCAAGUCGCAGAUCCAUCCGGGCUUUCUGAUGCGUGGCCUCAAGCCCUGGACCCAGUAUGCCAUCUUCGUGAAGACCCUUGUCACUUUCUCUGAUGAGCGCCGGACGUACGGGGCCAAGAGUGACAUCAUCUAUGUGCAGACAGACGCCACCAAUCCGUCCGUCCCCCUGGACCCCAUCUCCGUUUCCAAUUCCUCGUCCCAGAUCCUAUUGAAGUGGAAGCCGCCCUCGGAUCCCAAUGGCAACAUCACGCACUACCUGGUUUACUGGGAAGAGCAGCAGGAGGAUCAGGAACUAUUUGAGCUAGAUUAUUGCCUCAAGGGGCUGAAACUGCCCUCGCGUACGUGGUUGCCGCAGUCUGAGUCCGAGCACGCGCAGAAACACAACCAGAGUGAGGCCGAGGACGCGUCGGGCGAGUGCUGUUCCUGCCCCAAGACCGACUCGCAGAUCCUCAAGGAGCUGGAGGAGUCGUCCUUCCGCAAGACCUUCGAGGACUACCUGCACAACGUGGUGUUCGUGCCCAGGCCGUCAAGGAAGCGCAGGUCUCUUGGCGAUGGGGACAGCAACGUGACAAUGGUGGCCGUGCCCACGCUCCCGGAAUUCGACAAUACCACGUCCACCGACAUGCCCGAGACCCCAGAGGUGCUCAGACCCUUCGAGAAGGUUAUCAACAAGGAAUCGCUGGUCAUCUCCGGCCUGCGCCACUUCACCGGCUACCGCAUCGAGCUGCAGGCCUGUAACCAGGACGCGCCGGAGGAGCGGUGCAGCGUGGCCGCGUACGUCAGCGCGCGGACCAUGCCGGAAGCCAAGGCUGACGACAUCAUCGGUCCCGUGACCCACGAGAUCUUCGAGAACAAUGUGGUUCACCUGACGUGGCGAGAGCCCAAGGAGCCCAACGGGCUGAUCGUGCUGUAUGAAGUCAGCUAUCGGCGCUAUGGCGAUGAGGAGCUACACCUCUGCGUCUCCCGCAAGCACUUUGCUCAGGAGCGGGGCUGCAGGCUGCGGGGUCUGUCCCCGGGGAACUACAGCGUCCGGGUGCGGGCCACCUCCCUGGCGGGCAACGGCUCCUGGACCGAAGCCACCUACUUUUAUGUGGCAGACUACCUAGAUGUCCCAACGAAUAUUGCCAAAAUUAUCAUCGGCCCCCUCAUCUUUGUCUUUCUCUUCAGCGUCGUGAUCGGAAGUAUUUACCUGUUCCUGAGGAAGAGGCACCCAGACGGACCCAUGGGGCCGCUGUACGCCUCUUCAAACCCCGAGUACCUCAGCGCCAGCGAUGUGUUUCCGUGUUCUGUGUACGUUCCGGAUGAGUGGGAGGUGCCGCGAGAGAAGAUCACCCUUCUGCGGGAGCUGGGCCAGGGCUCCUUCGGCAUGGUGUAUGAAGGCAACGCCAAGGACAUCAUCAAGGGCGAGGCGGAGACCCGCGUGGCCGUGAAGACCGUCAACGAGGCGGCCAGCCUGCGGGAACGCAUCGAGUUCCUCAAUGAGGCCUCUGUCAUGAAGGGUUUCACCUGUCACCACGUGGUGCGCCUCCUGGGUGUGGUAUCCAAGGGCCAACCCACGCUGGUGAUAAUGGAGUUGAUGACCCAUGGAGACCUCAAGAGUUACCUCCGUUCCCUGCGACCCGAGGCUGAGAACAACCCCGGCCGCCCUCCCCCGACCCUGCAAGAGAUGAUUCAGAUGUCGGCCGAGAUCGCGGAUGGCAUGGCCUACCUCAAUGCCAAGAAGUUCGUGCACCGGGACCUGGCAGCUCGGAACUGCAUGGUGGCCCACGACUUCACUGUCAAGAUCGGAGAUUUUGGAAUGACUAGAGAUAUUUACGAAACGGACUACUACCGGAAAGGGGGCAAGGGCUUGCUGCCCGUGCGCUGGAUGGCGCCCGAGUCCCUCAAGGACGGAGUCUUCACCACCUUCUCUGACAUGUGGUCCUUCGGCGUGGUCCUCUGGGAGAUCGCCAGCCUCGCAGAGCAGCCCUACCAAGGUCUGUCCAAUGAGCAGGUGCUCAAGUUCGUCAUGGAUGGCGGACACCUGGAGCAACCCGAGAACUGCCCGGAGAGACUCAACGACCUGAUGAGGCUGUGCUGGCAGCUGAACCCCAAGAUGCGUCCCACCUUCCUGGAGGUUGUGAGUCUGCUGCAGGAUGACCUGCACCCCAGCUUCCCGGAGGUCUCCUUCUUCCACAGCGAUGAGAACAAGGCCCCGGAGAGCGAGGAGCUGGAGCUGGAGUUUGAGGACAUGGAGAGUGUCCCGCUGGACCGCUCUUCGCACAGUCAGAGGGAGGAGGCCGCUGGCCGGGAAGGGGGGUCCUCCCUGGCCGUCAAGCGCAGCUACGAAGACCACAUCCCUUACACCCACAUGAACGGGGGCAAGAAGAACGGGCGGAUUCUCAGCCUGCCCCGCUCCAAUCCCUCCUAACACCGGGCCUGCCUGGGAAAGGCUCCAGCCGCGCCCUGCUCGGGUACCUGCACCCCAGUGCAACUCAGGAUCUUUCUCACAAGCCCCGAGAGGCUGUCCCCCCCAUCGAUUCUGCCCUCCGCCUGUCAGCCUUUGAACUUGAGACACCCUGGUGCAAUUGCCAAUGUGACCGGGGCCGUGGGUCGGAGAGCAGCCAGGAAGCCGGAGCCCAGAAGGAGAGGGCGAAGGGGUUCCCGCUGCCACCACGGCUCCAGAAAAGCUUCUUUUUUUUUUUUUUCUGGAUGGAAAGAAAGCGCCUGUUUUUACAAAGAUUUUUUUUUUUUUUUGUGCUGGUGUGUGUCUGAGCUACAGUCUAAAAUUUGUUCAUUCUUGUUUGUGGAACCAAAGUUGGCAAGGGAGAAAAAAAAAAUAGGACAACGUCACCAACAUCACCUCUCUCUCGUUUCCCUCAGUCCUGUCCCACCCAGGGGGGACAGCCACCCACCCACCACCAAUGGCUUGCUCCAUCACCACCACUCGCCCCCAGGCUGGGUGGGGCGAAGGUGUGACGAGGCUGGCAUGGCCACCUCCUCCCCCUUCUCCAGCGAGAUCAGCCGCUCAAGCUGCUCCUUCCCCUGCUGGAAGCCUGGUCCUUUGGCGGAGGCCUCGCCUCCUUGGGGGUCUAGCCUCAUCAAGCGGGCACCCUGGCCUUGUCCGGCCUCCUCCU